AUGUCUCCAGCCACAAGAAUAGCAGAGUUAGCCGCGACGAUUCAAAGAAAUACCAGCAAAGUUGAUGAAUAUCUAACAUCGAAUAAUAUUCCUUCUCCUUCUUUUGAUGUCUCUUCGCCCCUCAGACUCUCUCUACCGCCAGACAUUCAAGCUUCUAGAAAUGCUGUUCUUGAGGCAUCGGAUGAGUUGACUGCUCUUAUGCUUGGACCUGUGGAAUCUUUGAUUCCUCCACCAAAUGCUUGGAUAAGUGUGACCGCUUUACAACGAUUUGGGAUCGCUAAAUCAUUCCCCCCAACCCGCACCUCCACCUUCCUCGAAAUCGCCGAAAAAUGUUCCAUCCCCGAAUCCGACGCCCGUAGCCUAAUCCGACACGCAAUGACCUUCUAUAUAUUCCACGAGCCAUCUCCAGGAAUAAUCGCACACACAGCAUCUUCCAAAGCGCUUGCCGAGAUCCCUCCCGUCUCCGAUUUCAUCGGUUUCGUAAGCGAAGAAAUGCUACCCGCUUCUACUCGUCUCGUCGAUGCUAUGAUCAAAUGGCCUGGAUCGCAGGAAUCUAAUGAAUCGGGCUAUGCACUUUUUAAUGGAACAGAUGUUCCUAUGAUGCAAUACAUAUCAAGGAAUUCUAGACGCUCGCAACAAAUGGGAAAAGCGAUGACUUUUUUGAAAAGCAGACCAAGUGAGAGUGUACAACGCGUUUUGGAAAAAUUUCCAUGGGACGAUGCUGCAAAUGGUCUUGUGGUAGAUGUAGGCGGUGCGAAAGGAACAGUUGGGAUUCAGCUUUUGAGGUUUCUUCCCAAGCUCAAGUGUAUUGUUCAGGAUCAACUCGAAGUAGUCAGAGAUACAACCGUACCUGAUGAUUUGCAGGACAGAUUAAGUUUCAUGGCGCAUGAUUUCUUUCAAGAGCAAUCUGUAAAGGGAGCAGAUAUAUAUCUUAUUUGUAAUGUGUUACAUGACUGGUCUGAUAAAUACGCGGCUAGGAUUUUGAAAAAUUUGAUUCCGGCGUUGAAGAAAGGAGCGAGGGUAUUGGUUUGUGAUAGGGUGCUUCCGGCUCCGUGUACAUUGACGCCAUAUCAGAUGAGGAGACAGAGAGUAGAUGAUUUAUAUAUGAAAGGGAUCCAGAAUGCUAGAGUUCGCGAUCCGAAUGAUUGGGAACAACUUUUUUUGUCGGUGGAUGAGAGGUUUAAGUCGUUUCAAGUGGGAGCGGUUGAUGGGUCGGAGUUGUCUACGAUUUGUGUUACUUGGGAGGGUGAGGAUAUGUUUGAGAUGUGA
Messenger RNA from Botrytis deweyae, 1269 nucleotides. RefSeq lists its product as uncharacterized. Gene Ontology annotation, molecular function: O-methyltransferase activity. The transcript is spliced from 4 exons. The record is from RefSeq and is a predicted model, not a curated record. NCBI's taxonomy places the organism in Eukaryota, Fungi, Ascomycota, Leotiomycetes, Helotiales, Sclerotiniaceae. The coding region runs from base 1 to 1269 and encodes 422 amino acids.